Messenger RNA from Closterium sp. Naga37s-1, 1860 nucleotides. The record is from the annotation of a GenBank genome assembly. Lineage: Eukaryota; Viridiplantae; Streptophyta; Zygnematophyceae; Desmidiales; Closteriaceae.
AUGCUCAAAAUGUUUUGGAAAAGGAUGGACGAGGCGGCAGAGGGAGUAGGAGUGGGAGGGGGUGCCGGACACGAGGGAGGAGGCGAGGGGGCGCCACGCGUUGUAGUUGAGUACAGCUACGAGGAGGAGGAGGAGAUCAAGGAGGAUACAUCGAGGCAAGCUCAGCACGGGGUGAGCGGCCCGGGCGGCAAUGCGAAUGAGCAGGAGGGCUCGAGCUCGGAAUCGAGCUCCGGCUCGAGCUCGAGCGAUGAGUCGAUCGAGCACGACGGCGAGGGUUUAGGGUUACAUCCAGGUUGGACGGAGCGUACGGAGAAGCACGGAGUGGCGCUCGGGGAGCGGGUGGACGAGCAGCAGGCGACGGGGGACGAUUGGGAUGUCGAAGAGCAGGAGGGCGGAGCGGCUGGGCAGGAUUUUGGGACAGGAGUGCAGCAGCAGGAGGGCAGGGCGGCUGCGCAGGAGGGUGGGGUCGGAGGGCAGCAGCAGGAGGGCGUGGUGGCUGCGCAGGAGGGUGGAGCGGGAGGGCAGGAGCAGGAGGGCGGGGAGGCUGCGCAGGAGCGACUUGUCGCAGUAAGAAGGAGACACCGCACGGCCAGUGGCAGCGGACAGGCGGGCCCUUCGACGGCAGGCCAUUCGACGCCGGCCAUUGCAUUCGGAGACCAGGUCGUUGAGCUACUGCAGAGGGUCGCGGAGGUCGAGGCGUCGCAGAAGAAGCUCGUCGCAGACGUAUUUGCGAAGCACUGUAGGCAAGCCACUGUUUUCAACAAGCUUGCUGGGGAUUUUCGGACGUCAUGGAAUAUGAUUUCGGAGUCGUCGAAGAGCACGCUGAUGCAGUGUGGCGAUGCCGUAAACGGUGUCACGGAGGAGAGGAAGCUGUUGGAAGGGGCACGCUCGAAGCUCGACGAGAUGAGCAGGAAAAUCAUCGAGGGGGUGGCAGGCGCGAUCACAAAAGCGAGCGAGGACGCCGUCGAGAAGCAGCUCAAGCUUGUCGAGGAGCGGCUGGUUGCUUCGGUCGUGAAGGGUAUUGAGAAAGCUGUCAAGGAGGACUUGUUCUACUCCACCCUCCCGCCCGAGAGCAUGAAGGAGCUGAAGGUCGUUGGCCUCGGAAAAAAGGGUGGGAAAGGAGUGGUUGUGGGGGAGAAAUAUGGUGCCCCAAUCGGCCAGGUCGCCUCAGCCGGGAAAGGAGCCGUGGAAAAGCGAGGUGCCCCUACCCCGUCCGGCGGCGCUGCGGGGAAAGGAGCGGGGAAGAAAUGGGGUGAUCCCAGCCAGGUCGCCGUCGCUGCUGGGUUGCUGUCGAAGACAAAGGCCGACUCCGCUGCGCAGCUCAGCAUUGCUGGCCGUCCUGUCGAGCCUGUGGGAAAGAGGUCGUCGUCCGUUUUAGGCGACGUCUCCCUUAGCAAACCCGGUUCCCCUCCUCCUGGUCCGAGGCCAAGGUCCCCUUCUGCGUCGAAGAAAAGGCAGGCUGUGACGAAGUCGACGAAGCGGGCUGCAAAGGCAACAGAGAGCAGUGACGUCGAGAAGGCGUCUACCGUCGUUGCUGCUCGACACGAAAAGUCAAAGAAGCCCAAGGUGAUCGGCUACGCCCCACCUCCUCCGCCGGAUGACCAAGGCAGGACGAGAGCCUGCAAAGCUCCCUUCAAAGGACCGGGCAUGAUGUCGCGCAAGGGGAAGCCGGUUUCCGAGCAGACCGUAGGCUCGAGGAAGCGGUUCGUGGGCAAUUUUGAAACGGAGGGGGACCAGAAGUUUUGUACGGCCAUCUGCUGGCUCGUGUACUUCCUCGACAUAGACCUCAAGGAGUACGAGGGGUUCACGGCGCAGGAUGAGAAGGACUGGAAGGUCUAUCUCGAUGCAGCAGCGCGAUGA